AUGCGUCGGUCGGUACUAAAGCUGGGUGACAGGCCUGCCAAAGAGAACACCUGCCCCAACAGCGUGACCCAGAGGUACAGGCACCUGACCCACUGCUCGGCUGAGGAGCUCAGGGCCAUGUCACAUCACAGAAAUGGAACCCUCUCGGGGAAGCCUCUGCAGGAGUUUGUGCUGGAUGGAUUUCAGGGGGGUCUGCAGACCCAGGCCCUGCUCUUUGCCCUCUUCCUGGCCCUGUACUUGGCAGCCGUCCUGGGGAACCUCACCAUGAUCGUGGUCAUCACCCUGGACGCCCGUCUGCACUCCCCGAUGUACUUCUUCCUCAAGAACCUCUCCUUCCUGGACCUGUGCUACUCAUCUGUCAUCUACCCCAAGGCCCUGGCCAACGUCCUGUCCUCAGCCAAGGUCACCUCCUUUGGGGGAUGUGCCACCCAGUUCUUCUUCUUCUCCAUGAUGGGCACGACUGAGACUCUUCUCCUGGCCGUGAUGGCCUACGACCGCUUCCUGGCCAUCUGCAGCCCCCUGCACUAUCCCAUCACCAUGUGCCCAUCAGCCUGUGCCCGCCUGGUCCUGGGCUGCUAUGGUGGAGGCUGCCUCAACUCUGGGGUGCAGGCUAUCCUCACUUUCCGCCUCCCCUUCUGCAGCUCCAACCACAUUGACCACUUCUUCUGCGAUGUGGUCCCCCUGCUCCAGCUUACUUGUACUGACACAUUUGUCAACAAGCUGGUCCUGUUUGGCAUCUGCGGGCUCAUCAUCGUGGGCACCACACUCGGGGUCCUCAUCUCCUAUGCCUACAUCACCGUGACCAUCCUGAGGAUGUGCUCAGGUGCAGGCAGACACAAGCUCUUCUCCACCUGUGGCUCCCACAUGACGGCCGUGUCCCUCUUUUAUGGGACCCUUUUUGUCAUGUAUGCCCAGCCAGGUGGUGUGGCGUCCAUGGAGCAGGGCAAGGUGGUCUCUGUCUUCUACACCCUGGUCAUCCCCGUGCUCAACCCCCUCAUCUACAGUCUGCGGAACAAGGAGGUGAAGGAUGCCCUGCGGAGACUGGGCCACAAGCUCACAGCCCUCUGACGGACGGUGACCUGGGAGACAGCGCGUCCUCAGGGCAGGAAUUUGUUCCUCUAUCUUCCAAUUCAUUCAUUCAUCCAACAUUUCAUUCAAUUCUGCAUUGAAGCACAUCAUGGACCACACAUGCAUGUGUGAGAUGCCAAGAAAAUGAGGCAGACAAUUAAUGGUCCAUGAUGAAUGGAGACCCUAAACCUGAAGUUUCUAGAACGCAGUGGGAAGAGGCAUGGACAGAGGGUCUCUGAACCAGGGGACAGGUCCCAGUUCAACACCUUCAGUGAAGGUAUGUGAGCAGACAAAUGCUCUGGCCUUUUCCCUUCACUUGAUGGCUGAAUCUCAAGUAAACCUGUGCUCAGCAAUAGCACCUUGACCACCCAGAAGGGGGAUUUAGGACGCUCAUCCCUGCCCUUCCUUGGGGAUACCCUGCGGUCAGC
Molecule: messenger RNA, 1496 nt
Organism: Sus scrofa (pig)
Lineage: Eukaryota; Metazoa; Chordata; Mammalia; Artiodactyla; Suidae
Source: RefSeq, a predicted model, not a curated record